UUUUUCCUUCGUCUCCUGAGAGCUCGCCAGCCGCACCCGUUGCACGACCGACAACAACCCCCAGCUACACGUCAAGAUGGACUCUGCUGAACAGAUUGUUCUCCGCGGCACCCUUGAGGGCCACGCCGGUUGGGUUACCCAGAUCGCCACCUCCAGCGAGGCUCCCAACAUCAUCCUCUCCGCUUCCCGCGACAAGACUGUUCUUGUGUGGCAGCUUGAGGAUGGCGAGGAGUGCGGCUUUGCCCUGCGCGCCCUCCGCGGCCACUCCCACACCGUGUCCGACGUCGUCAUCUCCUCCGAUGGCCAGUUUGCCCUGUCUGGCUCCUGGGAUCACACCAUGCGCCUGUGGGAGAUUGCCACCGGCAAGUGCAAGCGCCGCUUCAUUGGCCACGAGAAGGACGUCCUCUCCGUCGCCUUCUCCCCAGACAACCGCCAGGUCGUCUCCGCCUCCCGCGACAAGACCAUCCGCCUGUGGAACGUCCUCGCCGAGUGCAAGUACGUCAUCCGCGAGAACAACCACUCCGAGUGGAUCUCCUGCGUGCGCUUCUCCCCCGACACCAGCAACCCCAUCAUCGUCUCCUGCGGUUGGGACAACAAGGUCAAGGUGUGGAACCUCACCGACUGCCGCCUCAAGUGCAACAACAUCGGCCACACCGGCUACCUCAACACCGUCACCGUCUCCCCCGAUGGCUCCCUCUGCGCCUCCGGUGGCAAGGACGGCCAGGCCAUGCUCUGGGACCUCACCGACAGCCGCCACCUCUCCACCCUCGACGCCAAGGACAUGAUCAACGCCCUCGUCUUCAGCCCCAACCGCUACUGGCUCUGCGCCGCCGCCGGCCCCGCCGUCAAGAUCUGGGACCUCGAGACCAAGGAGCUUGUGCACGAGCUCGUCGACGAGUCUGAGGAGUCCGCCAAGGCACCCACCUGCCUGUCCCUCGCCUGGUCCCCCGAUGGCCAGACCCUGUUUGCUGGCUACAGCGACAACAACAUCCGCGUCUGGCACGUGCGUGCUUAAGGCGACAGCAGCAUCAACACAAAACCAGCAGCCUUCCUUCCGCAGCUUCUUCAGCUUUGUGUCAUCACGUGUCCCUUUUCUCUCAUUGGGGGGAGUAGGCGUGGUGGUGUUUUGUUGUGCGUGGUUGGUUUGGUUGGGUGCUGGUGAUGGCGGUGUGAGUGUUUUUGCGCAGCAGUUCACUUCAGCAUCAUCCUCGCAUCUCUAGCUCCAAUGCAUUCCUCCCCUUGUCCACUGACUGCUGUUCCGUUUUGUGCGUGUGUGCACGUCGUGUGGUUGCUGUCAUGAUUGUGUUUUCUUCCCUUUCGUGACGUGGCCCAUCUGAGUACACACGCACACACUAUCGCAUCUUCGUUUUGGUAGCAUCCGUGCCUUUGGCUUCCCAUUUGUUUCGUCUCCUCGCGACUGCCCGCGCACACAGGAACGUUUGUGUUCUCUGUGUGGUUUUUACCGUGGGAGGAAGGCCCCACAACUGUGAGGAGAAGUGCCCACCCACCCCUUUCUUUUUCCACUCCUUCCCAAUCAUGAUUUGAAAAAAACUUUCUCUCCUUUGGGUGCUGGCCUGAACGUGGGUUUGCUUCAUUGGCAUUGGUGUGCUGCCUUGCGAUGUGCGGUAUGUGCUGGUGCAUGUGUGUUUUGUGGUCGUGCGUUUGCUUGGUGGUUCUGACGCGGCUUGCUGUGAUGGUGGUGGUUGUGCAUCUGUUGUGUUGUGUGGCACUCUCUCCACAUGCCCGAUCAAUACACAUUCUCAUGAACAA
Molecule: messenger RNA, 1770 nt
Organism: Salpingoeca rosetta
Lineage: Eukaryota; Choanoflagellata; Craspedida; Salpingoecidae
Product: guanine nucleotide binding protein
Exons: 3
Coding region: 77-1015 (312 amino acids)
Biological process (GO): positive regulation of protein phosphorylation; rescue of stalled cytosolic ribosome
Cellular component (GO): nucleus; cytosol
Molecular function (GO): translation regulator activity; ribosome binding; protein kinase C binding
Source: RefSeq, a predicted model, not a curated record